Molecule: messenger RNA, 3954 nt
Organism: Sorex fumeus (smoky shrew)
Lineage: Eukaryota; Metazoa; Chordata; Mammalia; Eulipotyphla; Soricidae
Gene: NOC3L
Product: NOC3 like DNA replication regulator
Exons: 21
Coding region: 85-2481 (798 amino acids)
Biological process (GO): DNA replication initiation
Cellular component (GO): nucleolus
Molecular function (GO): chromatin binding
Source: RefSeq, a predicted model, not a curated record
UGGCGGUUUCCGCACGUGUUUCUUCCUUCGGGGUUCCUGAUCUGCCCCUUUCCCGGGUCCUCUGGACCCGCUUCCGAUCCAAGGAUGAAGGCGAGAAGAAAUAAAAAACAGGUCCCAAGCUUCCGGAAAUUGAUAAAGACAAGUAAAGUCAAACUUGAAAACAAGCUAAAAAACAAGCAGUUUAAACAACAAAGUACUCUCAAGAAGUACCGUAAAGAACAGAGGAAAUUAAGGCAAGCUGUAAAAGAUGCUGUAUCUAAAAGACCCAUUCCAUUGGAGGACCCAAAGGAAAAACGACCAGGCAAAAGGAUCCAGUGGGAAGAGGAGGAAGAAGAGGAAGCCCUUCCUUUAGACAUGAUGGAUGAAGAUGACUUACAGUUAAUGAAGGAUUUAGGACAAAGAGCAUCAUUUCUAACAAGAGAUCUUUCUUCUAGUGAGCCUGUUCAUGCCAAGAAACGAAAGCAUGAGAGUGUUAUAGAUAAAUAUGAAAAAAUACCAAGAACUCUUCAAACUGCACCAGAGAAGGAACUGAUUCACUUACUUCCUAUCAAAGACAAAAGUGGAAUAAUCCCACAGACUAGGGAGAAGCCAGUUAUUGAAAAUCAAGAUGAAGAGGACAAAGAAGAGAUGGAACUUGAAGAAGAGAUCAUUGAAGAACCCAUUAGAGAACUGACACUAGAGGAGCACUUAAUUGAAAGGAAGAAAAAACUGCAGGAAAAGAAAAUGCAUAUUGCAGCCUUAGCAUCUGCAAUAUUAUCAGAUCCAGAAAAUAAUAUUAAAAAAUUGAAAGAAAUACGUUCCAUGCUCAUGGAACAGGAUCCGGAUGUGGCUGUUACUAUUCGAAAGCUGGCAGUAGUUUCUCUAAUGGAGUUAUUUAAAGACAUUACUCCUUCAUAUAAGAUACGACCCCUAACAGAAGCAGAAAAAUCUAUUAAGAUCCGCAAAGAGACUCAAAGGCUAAGAGAAUUUGAAGAAGGCUUAGUUAGCCAAUACAAGUUUUAUUUGGAGAACCUGGAACAAAUGGUUAAAGACUGGAAGCAAAGAAAACUGAAGAAAAGUAAUGUGGUUUCCUUAAAGGCAUACAAAGGAUUGGCAGAGGUGGCUGUGAAGAGUCUGUGUGAACUGUUGGUGGCGUUACCUCAUUUCAACUUUCACAACAACAUCAUUGUAUUGAUUGUCCCUCUCAUGAAUGAUGUGUCAAAAUCGAUAUCUGAAAUGUGUUGUGAGGCAGUCAAGAAGCUCUUUAAACAAGAUAAAUUAGGCCAAGCUUCCCUCGGUGUAAUCAAAGUGAUAUCUGGAUUUGUGAAAGGCAGAAAUUAUGAUGUUAGACCAGAGAUGUUAAAAACAUUCUUGUGUCUAAGAAUCAAGGAAAUUGAAGUGAAAAAAGAUACCGAAGACAUUAAUAAACCAAAAAAAUUCAUGACUUUUAAGGAAAAGAGAAAAACUCUAUCAAGAAUGCAGAGAAAGUGGAAGAAAGCAGAAGAGAAACUGGAACGAGAACUUCGGGAGGCAGAAGCUUCAGAGAGUACAGAGAAAAAACUUAAACUGCACACAGAGACUUUGAACAUUGUGUUUGUAACGUACUUCAGAAUACUGAAGAAGGCCCAGCGGUCACCUCUCCUGCCAGCAGUACUAGAAGGUCUUGCCAAGUUUGCUCAUCUUAUCAAUGUGGAGUUCUUUGAUGAUUUAUUAAUAGUUCUGCAUUCUCUCAUUGAGUCUGGUAACCUAAGCUAUCAAGAAAGUUUUCACUGUGUCCAGACUGCUUUUCAUAUACUUUCUGGGCAAGGUGAUGUUCUGAAUAUCGAUCCAAUGAAAUUCUAUACACAUCUUUAUAAAACACUGUUCAAGCUACACGCAGGUGCUACCAACGAAGGUGUUGAGAUUGUGCUCCAGUGCCUUGAUGUCAUGCUAACCAAGCGCCGAAAGCAGGUUUCUUUGCAGCGAGCUCUUGCCUUCAUCAAGCGCCUCUGUACGCUUGCUCUUCAUGUUCUUCCAAACUCAAGCAUUGGCAUUUUAGCAACCAACAGGAUAUUGAUGCAUACUUUUCCGAAAACAGAUCUUUUGCUUGACAAUGAGUCACAUGGAAGUGGGGUUUUCCUCCCUGAACUGGACGAACCUGAGUAUUGUAAUGCUCAGAAUUCUGCUCUGUGGGAAUUGCAUGCACUAAGGAGACAUUACCAUCCUGUGGUGCAGAGAUUCGCCGCUCACCUCAUCGCUGGAGCUCCAUCUGAGGGCUCUGAAGCACUCAAGCCAGAGCUGAGUCGAAGAUCAGCUGUAGAACUUUUUGAGACUUACAGUAUGGCAGCAAUGACAUUCAAUCCUCCUGUUGAAUCUUCAAACACCAAAAGGAAGGAUAAAGCUUUACCAGGGGAUUCAUUACUGAAUGAAGAUUUAAAUCAGCAAAUCAAAAGACAUUGCAAUGAAGUUGAUACUCAUUUCCCUCUGGAUUUUGCCAAAUAUUUGAAAACAUCCCUACAGUAGUAGAAGAAUGAAGAAGUGGACUUUCUUGUAUAUUUGUGUGUUUGUACAGAAGAUAUACUGUUCAUGUGGGACUUUUUAUUCCAAGAGAAAAUUUUUAAGAAAUAAUGGAGGAGGAAGAAUUACCCUUUGGGUAUAGGAGGUUUCCAUCCCAAUUCAGAAAAAUAUUAUUUUGUUUAGAAAGAAGAAACUUCUCCCUACCUCUGUUUAUGCAUUUCUUCUCUAUUCUGAUUUUUUUAAAUUAAAAAUUCAGUAUACAUAUCAAGUGAUAGCUUUUUCCAAAGGUUCUUUGGAACAGAACUUACUAAAAUUAUUAAAAUGAAGGCACAGUAUAAAAAGAACAUGCCUUUUACUAUUUUGUUACUCUUUAUAAUUGAAUUAAAUAUUUAUUUUUAAUGUAACACAUAGGCUGAAGUGAGAAAAAUUCUCUAUUUGAGGGAGUAUAUUUGGGGGGUGUGUGUGCGUGUGUGAUAGCUAGACUGGUUUGAACCACACCUGGUGGUGUUUAGGGGCUAGUGCUUGGGGGGCCAUCUACAGUGUCAUGGAUUGAACUGGAAUCAGCAAGGCAAGCAAGUGCCCUACCCUCUCCAAAGUCUCACUGAACCCCUGAGUUUAUUCUUACAAAGACUCUGAGAAGAGAAGAAGCUUUAAAUUUGUUACAAGGUUCAUGGAAUGUUUCAUUGGUUCUUAAUGGGUCAUACACUUCAAUAAGUAACCUAAUUGGGCCUUUUAAAGAAAAUGAAUAGCAUUUACUGCAUUAGCUAAAUUAUAUAAGGUUGGCAUCUAGAUUAAAAAUAAAGAAUAACUUUUCAUUCUAUUUUAAGAAGAAAUAGUAGCAAUAGAGGGUUUUCUUUCCUAGGGGGAAAAAUCCAUGAAAUGCGUACUAUUAUGAAUGUAUUUAUAAAGCAGUGUUUUUAUGUUAUUGUCAAAAUCAAAGACAUGCAUUCCAGACCUUGACCUUAACCUUUAAAAAGUGUUUCUAAUAUGAUUUUUUUAAAAGCUUUUUUAUUAAGUACUGAGACAGGUAUGAUUCAGCUAAAAAAUAUGAUUCAGCAUUUGCUCGGGGGCUGGAGAGAUUGCCACAUCAGUUCAGGUGCUUGCCUUGUACAUAGCUGACCUUUGGUUCCAUUCCGAUCAUGGACUGCAUAUGGUCCUCUGAGCACCUCUAGGAGUAUUUCCUGAGCAUAGAGCCUGGAGUAACCCCUGAGCAUCGCCAGGUUGAGCCCCUAUAAAUGUAUUUACUGCACCCAUAGAUACAACAUGAAGUCCAGGAAUGUUGUUAAUGGGUAUAUGGAGGAUCAAAGAUUUUGUUCCAGUCAGCUUGAACAAUGCAUGUCACAGAGUCAUUUUUUAAAUUUGUAAAUACAAUUACACUUUGACAGCAGAAACCAUUAAAAAAGCUUGAAAAUAGGAAUUCAACUAUUUCAGCCUUGCAUUGUGCAUUUUACUAUUACAUAUAUAAUUAUAAUGAAAAUA